This is a messenger RNA of Trichomonas vaginalis G3, 2613 nucleotides long. Its product is annotated as cilia- and flagella-associated protein 58-related family. NCBI's taxonomy places the organism in Eukaryota, Parabasalia, Trichomonadida, Trichomonadidae. The coding region runs from base 1 to 2613 and encodes 870 amino acids. The record is from RefSeq and is a predicted model, not a curated record. Gene Ontology annotation, cellular component: cytoskeleton. The transcript has a single exon.
AUGACGGAAAACAGCGCUCCUGCUGCGGGCGGUGGUGACUUCAACGAACUAGCUGUUGACACCAAGGCCUACGAGGAGCUCGAACAGAAUUUCCAGGCUGUCAUUCAAGAAUUAAUUGGAGAUCGUUCGUUAGAAAAAUUCAGAGAUGAGUACGAACGUCUUCAUAAAGCUUUAAAGCGAUCACACGAAAGUAACAAGCGCCUUAUUACUAAAUGCCGUGAAUUAAAUGAUGAAAUUUUAUCUAAUUCUACAAAAGUUGAACGUUCCCUCGAACUUCUUCAACAAGACAGACGUACUAUUGCAGCUUUACAUCAAGAAAUUGACAAAGCAUGGAAGAUGGUCGAAACAGCUCAAGGCCGUGAAAAGAAAGCCGGAGAGACGAUUGAAUCUUUGAAAGCUGAAAUUGCUCACCUUACACAGCUUGUAGAACAAGGUGGCCUUCUUAGCUACGGACACGAUAAUACAGUCAAAGAACUCUUGCAAGAAAAGGAAACUCUUAUUCGUGAACGUGAUAACCAACUCAAUCAAAUCAUUCAACUCCGUAACGAACUUACAACUGUUCUUGAGCAACACCGUGCAGCUGAACAAGAAAAAUUACAGAUGGAACAAAAAGUUCAACAUUUAAGAGGAACUCUUACACAGAAGCGCGCACAAGUUGAGCACGAAUCACUCCAUCGUGACAGACUUCUUAAGCAGCUCCAAUCAUUGCAGGCAUCUCAGCAAAAACUUGCUUCUCAAAUCGAAAAUCAGAAUAAAGAUCUUGCAUCUCUUGCUGCAGAAGAAGAGAAGCUUAACCAAGAGAUUACUGAAGCUAAGGCAAGCAUCGAACAAGUCAACCAAGAGAACAAACAAGCCAAAUUACAGGAAGAAGAAAUCGAUGCUCAAAUCAAGACAGAAACAGCCAAGAACAAAGAACUCCAAAAUGAUCUUAAGGCUCUCGAAGACAGAUUACAGGAGAAAGAAAAAGAAAUCAGAUCAAUCAAAAAUGAAAUUGACCGUAAAACACGUGAAAACCACACCUUACAGCAGAACAUCAUUCAGACUCGUAACAUGUGUAACCAGGAUGAAGCAGAACUCGCAACUCUUAAGACUGAAGUAUCCGGAAUGGAAAAGGAAAUUGCAGAGCUCAACCGCAGCCUCAGUGCUAACAAUGAAGAGCACGAGCAGUUGAAGAAGAAGCUCGCCAGCCUCGAGCAGACCAAGCAAACAACAAAAACUCAACUUGACCAACAAAAGAAGUUAACGGCCGAAGAAACAGAGCACAGAAAGGAACUUGAAGACAAACUCGUCGAUUACCAAACAGAAGCUGGCAAGAUGCGCAAGAUUAUUUCAGAUUUAGAGAAGAAGAGAGAGCAAUGCGCCAGAGAAGCCGCUGAUGCACAAACCAAAUACAUCAAAGCGAAGGAAGAAGCCAAAAUGAGCGAAAUCCAGUUGAAUCAUACCCAAAGAUUAAUUGCAGCUGCAGAUGAAGAGCUCAAAGCUAAACAGAAGGAAUACGAGCAAUUGCGUGUUGAAAGGAACAACUACAACAAGCAAUUGGUCUCUGCCCAAGACACAAAUGCAGAUUUGAAGAAGAAAUUCAAGGAUAUGACCCAACAAGCCGCCCAACUUAAGACCGAAAUCCGUGCAAAAGAAGACACAUACUCAUCCGAGCACUUCGAACUCAAGAAAGCUGAAGGAAAGAAAGAAAAACUGACAAGUGAAAUGAAACGUCUUAAAGCAGCCUUCCAAGAGUCCGAAGCAACGAUGAACAAGCAUCAGGAAGAGCUUAAAGUUCUUGAGGACCGUAUCAAAGAGGCCGAUCAAGGGCGCCAAGCCCUUCUUCAAGAGCAACUCCGCAUGAUGAAAGAGAGAGAUGUUCUUGGAACACAGUUGAUCCGAAGAAACGACGAAAUUGCAUUGUUAUACGAGAAAAUCAAGAUUCUUCAAGAUACUUUGAAGAAAGGCGAGAUCGAGUACAACAAGAGAUGCGAAGAUGCCAAUGAACUUCAGCGUCUCAUCAAAGACACACAGAGAAAGAACUUGAUUUUGCAAAGACAAUGCGACCAAACAGCAGAAUUAGAAGCCAAAGUCGUUACAUUACAAAAAGACUUAGUCCAAGAACAGACGAGAGUCAGAGCUCUUUCCGAAGAACUCGAAGAUCCUAACAAUCCACACAGAUGGCGCCAUCUUUACGAUGAAGAUCCACCGCCAGCAGAGCUUCUCAAGACGAUCAAGCAGUUGCAACAUCGCUUGAUCAAGAAGACUGAGGAGAUCGUCAACACAAAGAAAGAAAUCGCAGACUUGAAGAAACAAAUGGAGUCUACACAGAAGUUGAUGAGCGAACAGCCUUCACCUGAAAUGCUCCACAAACUCAAACAGUUGCAGCUAAAAGUCAAACAGAAAGAUAGACAAUUAAAGGCUAUGGCUGCUGAAUUGAACACACAACAGUCUAAAUUGGCCGAAUAUCAAUCUCAAUACGAAGUUUUCACAAAACAACUUGGAGAAGCUCGUGAUAUGCAGUUCUCUGAAAAGAAGGCUUAUAAUAGGAUGAAAGAGAAGAUGCAGAAGACUCAAAACCAGAAUUUAACAGGUGAUGGUGCUAUGCCAACACUCCCCGGUACUAUGAAAUGA